GGCUUGGGGAGUUUGAGAAGGGGUAUUCCAGAGCUCUCACUGGUGGGGGAGCUCCAGUUUUUAGGGUGUUCCCCUCUCAACUCUUCAGUGCCCUGUUUCCACGCCUCAGUUCAGCAGGCUGUCAGAUGCAUUCUCCACAGAAGGCAGCAAAUGGAGAAGUUGGGGCGCAGAAUGAGGCCUUGGAGCUCUCUUGCUCUGGGAUUCUCAAAAUCAGUUUCUCUGGAGCUGGGUGCUCCUCUGUUCUCAGUCCUCUCAGGAGCCUUCAGGGUGAGUUUGAGAGGAGUGACUGCCAGAGGAGGAGCGGCUGGGCCUGAGUCAUGGCAGGAAGCUGAGGAGGGCGGGAGCUGUCUCUCGUAGCCUAUAAAGAGGAGAAGGAGCCGGCCCUGAAGUUCACAAUAGCAGUUGCAGCAACUGGACAGGCAGGCUCCCAUCUGCCCGGCCCUGCAAUCAGAUCCACCUGAGAGGACCUACUGGGUGGCCGCCUACCUGUACCUGCCCCAGGAUGGGGACCGUGUCCGGAGCAGCCUUGGUCUUGGCCUGUAUAACUGUUGCUUCUGUGGCCUCUGAUGGAGGUUUCAAGACUUCAGGGCAGAGAGAGCUAGGGCCAGAGCCCCUGACCCACCCCCUCCAAGAAGUGGGCUAUGCUGCACCCCCCUCCCCACCUCUGACCAGAGCCGUCCCCCAGGGUCACCCAGACACCGCCCAGCGUAGCCUUCACUUUGAGGGACAGAGUGAAGUGCAGCCCCCUCCCUCACAGGAGGCCAUCCCCCUCCAAGAGGAGCUGCUCCCCCCCCAGCUCCCUGUGGAAAAGAAAGGGGGUCCCCCUCUCCCUCAAGAAGCCGUCCCCCUCCAAGAGGAGCUGCCCCCUCCCCAGGUUCCUAUUGAACAGAAGGAAGAAAAGCCAGCUCCUUCGAUGGACCACGGCCCCCCAGAGCCCGAGUCCUGGAAUCCAGCACAGCACUGCCAACAGGGCCGACCCCGAGGUGGCUGGGGUCACCGGCUGGAUGGCUUCCCCCCUGGGCGGCCUUCCCUGGACAAUCUGGACCAGAUCUGCCUUCCUAGUCGUCAGCAUGUGGUGUACGGCCCUUGGAACCUGCCACAGACUGGCUUUUCCCACCUCAGCCGUCAGGGUGAGACCCUCAAUUUGCUGGAGACAGGAUAUUCUCGCUGCUGCCGCUGUCACAACCCCACGAACCGCUUGGAUUGUGCAGAACUCGUGUGGGAAGACGCAGUGACCCGGUUCUGUGAGGCCGAGUUUUCGGUCAAGACCCAACCCCACGGGUGCUGCAAAAAGCAGGGGGAGGCUCGAUUAUCCUGCUUCCAGGAGGAAGCUCCCCGGCCACACUACCAGCUCCGGGCCUGCCCCAGCCACCAGCCUGGUAUUUCUUUGGGACCCGAGCUGCCCUUUCCCCCUGGGCUACCCACAGUGGACAAUAUCAAGAACAUCUGCCACCUAAAACGCUUCCGCUCGGUGCCACGCAACCUCCCAGCCACGGACUCCAUCCAAAGGCAGCUGCAGGCCCUGACCCGGCUGGAGGCAGAGUUCCAGCGUUGCUGCCGGCAGGGGAGCAACCACACCUGUACCUGGAAGGCCUGGGAGGAUACCCUCGAUGGGUACUGUGACCGGGAGCAGGCUAUAAAGACCCAUCACCACUCGUGUUGCCGCUACCCCCCUAGCCCCCUCCGCGAUGAAUGCUUCGCCCGUCGGGCUCCCUAUCCCAACUAUGACCGGGAUAUCUUGACCCUUGACCUCAGCCGAAUCACCCCCAACCUCAUGAAUCACCUCUGUGGAAACCAAAGAGUUCUCAGCAAGCACAAGCAGAUUCCUGGGCUGAUUCAGAAAGUAACUGCCCACUGCUGUGACCUGCCGUUGUCAGAACAGGCCUGCUGUGCUGAGGAGGAGAAAUCAGCCUUUAUCAAUGACCUGUGUGGUUCCCGACGUAACUUCUGGCGAGACUCUGCCUUCUGCUGUAAACUGAGUCCUGGGGAUGAACAGGUCAACUGCUUCAACACGAAUUAUCUGAGGAAUGUGGCUUUAGUGACUGGGGACACUAGGGAUGCCAAGGGCCCCAGGGAGCAGGGCCCAACUCAGGGAACAAACAGCAGCCCCACCUCUGAGCCCAAGGAAGAGUGAGUCACCCCAGAGCCUUGGAGGAUCAGAUUGGGGGAACCCCACCCCACCCCACCCUUCUGGAAUACUCAUUACAGUAAACACCUCUUGUAUUUGGCCUCGUUGUGUCUGUUGUCUCACACAAACACACCCUUGCAAGCCUGCCCAGAUUUUCCUCAGUGACUGGCCCCUGAGGCCCACUGCCCCACCCCCACAAGCUCAGCAGAAGUCUUUCCACUGGCUGUGUUGGGACAACUAAACAGCUUAACAUCA
Molecule: messenger RNA, 2383 nt
Organism: Odocoileus virginianus texanus
Lineage: Eukaryota; Metazoa; Chordata; Mammalia; Artiodactyla; Cervidae
Gene: ECM1
Product: extracellular matrix protein 1
Biological process (GO): signal transduction; regulation of bone mineralization
Cellular component (GO): extracellular region
Source: RefSeq, a predicted model, not a curated record